Heterostelium album PN500 is the source of this 588-nucleotide messenger RNA. It is a transcript of the gene sep15, whose product is annotated as 15 kDa selenoprotein. The coding region runs from base 1 to 588 and encodes 195 amino acids. The record is from RefSeq and is a predicted model, not a curated record. Gene Ontology annotation, cellular component: endoplasmic reticulum lumen. Gene Ontology annotation, molecular function: oxidoreductase activity. The transcript has 5 exons. NCBI's taxonomy places the organism in Eukaryota, Evosea, Eumycetozoa, Acytosteliales, Acytosteliaceae.
AUGUUAACUAAUAGGAGAAGGAGUAAUCCUUCUUUUGUUGGUAGCACCGGCGGCGGCGGAGGUAGAAAAGAUAGACUGCAGCUACCUCUAAGUCAAGUGUUUAGUAUCUUAAUAUUGAUGUGUUUCUAUGUAUCCACUAGCAGCGGUAUUUCACCACCAAAGACCAAUCAAUUGUCACUCGAUUGUCAUGAUCUAGGUUUCACAGACUCACUUCUAUGCUCAUCUUGCAAAGAUCUCGAAGGUUUUGUAGGUGAUGCCAAUUCCGCUGUAAUCGAAGAAUGCAAAAAGUGUUGUUCACUCGAAGCAACCCAACAAAAGUUAGGUGCCUUCCCAAGUGUUAAGGAUUUCAUUGACAACAAGAGCAAGAAUUUCAAUAAAGUAUCAGUUAAUUAUGUAAGUGGUGCUUCUCCAGUCAUUGAACUCACAGACACUGAAGGAAAGGUCGAAAAAAUCAAAAAGAGAAUUGUAGAAUAUUGUAGGAGGUGUACUUUCCAUUUAGAAUCAGUGUUUAGUUGGUCAGCCAUCAGUCCUUCUCCAUUGGUUUCUAUGUUGUAUUGUUUAUUUGUGGUUUAUUCCGAUCAAACUUAA